AUGCCAACCAUCCGACGCUUUCAACCUGCCCGCGCUGCCAACGCGCAUGCGUCGCUGCACGCCGUCUUUGGUGUAGCCGAGGGGUACUGUGGCAGUUCACGGCUCCUUGCUCUGCCGCUGCGUCGUGCUGCUCUGCUGUCCACCUCACGCAUCCUGUCGACUCGCUGCCGGGACUCACGAGGCUCGUCCGUGGCCUCGCGAGCGCUCGAGGCCAAUCAACGCUGCCCCUUCUCUGAUUGGCUGGUAGAACAAAGGCAGAUCGAAAGGCACAUACGCGCUGGACUCUAUGAGACUCGACGGUGGUUACAGAGGACACAACUUGCCUGGAGAGCGCGUUCGCGGCGACUGCUUGCGAAGCAUUUUGUACGCACCUCGCCAGCAGUAAAGGUUGUUCAACUCAACCCAUCUUACCUGACCCCUGAUGAGGCAACCUUUUUCUGUCGAUCUCACCACUUCCGACGAGUCUGCGCCCGUUAUGUGGAUGGCUACGUGGAUCAAUCGUGCUUUACAACUACCACAAGUCUUCUGGUCACGGAAAGCAAACAUAAGAGAGGAUAA
Molecule: messenger RNA, 558 nt
Organism: Spirometra erinaceieuropaei
Lineage: Eukaryota; Metazoa; Platyhelminthes; Cestoda; Diphyllobothriidea; Diphyllobothriidae
Source: the annotation of a GenBank genome assembly